Egretta garzetta (little egret) is the source of this 2689-nucleotide messenger RNA. RefSeq names its product zinc finger DHHC-type palmitoyltransferase 4 (gene ZDHHC4). The record is from RefSeq and is a predicted model, not a curated record. Gene Ontology annotation, cellular component: endoplasmic reticulum; Golgi apparatus. The coding region runs from base 157 to 1188 and encodes 343 amino acids. The transcript is spliced from 6 exons. NCBI's taxonomy places the organism in Eukaryota, Metazoa, Chordata, Aves, Pelecaniformes, Ardeidae. Gene Ontology annotation, molecular function: protein-cysteine S-palmitoyltransferase activity. Gene Ontology annotation, biological process: protein targeting to membrane; peptidyl-L-cysteine S-palmitoylation.
GAGGGGUGUGGGGCGCGCGGGUCGGGGGCUGAGCUGCAUCGUCCCGGUGGUUUAGCCAGGGCUGAAGGGUGCGGAGCACGGGCAGGGCCUGCUGCUGCAGCGGGCUGGCACCCAGGGGCACUAAUAAGCUGCUUCUGUCACGUCGCAGGGCUCGGGAUGGACUUUCUGAUGCUCUUCUUGAUUUACUCCUGUUUUGUGCUCGCUACUGUUGCUCUGCUCUGCAUCUGCUGGGGGAGGAAGGAGAGUUUCCUCACAAGAAGCAUCAACGGUGCAAGCCAGGUGCUGUCAUUUGUAAUCCCCACACCGUUCCAGAGGGUGACGCAGAGGGUGCUUCACAGGCUCUUCCACACAAGAAGCUGUUUGUUUGUCGUCCUGCACAUAGCCUUGCAAGCUGCAGUGUAUGGGGAAUACACGUGGGAAGUGUUUGUUUACUGCUGGGAGCUGCAGUUCCACCUCCUCCUCCUGCUGCUGCCCUACCUGCUGCUGGCUGGGAACAUGGGCAGCUUCAUUCUCUGCUCCCGAGCUAAUCCUGGUAUAAUAACAAAAUCAAAUCAUGUAUCUUUGGUUAAGACUUACGCAUAUGAUGGUGUAUUAUUUCAGAAAGGCAUCGUGUGUCCUACAUGCAACAUGGAGAAGCCAGCCAGAUCAAAACACUGCAGUGUCUGCAGUGUGUGCGUACAUCGUUUUGAUCACCACUGUGUGUGGGUCAACAACUGCAUUGGUGCCUUCAACACAAAGUAUUUCUUCCUUUACCUCUUCACGCUGACUGCCAUGGCUGCCACUAUUGCAAUCGUCACAGCAGCUUUCCUCAUCCAAGUGGUGCUGCUGUCAGAUGCAAUGCAUGGGACUUACGUUGAUGACCAAGGACAGGAGCAUACUGUUGAGAUUUUCUUCCUCAUUCAGCACCUUUUCUUGACUUUUCCUAGGAUUGUCUUCAUGCUUGGUUUUGUUCUUCUUCUCACGCUCGUACUGGGCGCAUACUGCUGCUUCAACCUGUACUUGGCCUUAACCAACCAAACGUCCAGUGAAUGGCAUAAAUCCAGAAGAUACGGGUGUUCCCACCAUCCAACGCUGCAGCCUCACGACAGAAGAGUUGUCUACAAAAACAUUUAUUCUAAAGGAGUCUGGAUGAAUUUAAAGGAAAUCUUUAAGCCUCUCACAGUGUUGGAAAGAAAGAAGAAAACAUGAAGAUACCAUUCUUUAUACGUGCAGUUUUUAACUUUCUGUAAGACUUUAUUUCAGCAGUGUGCUUUGAUGCCCCAGACAAUUUUUGUAGAAAGAUUACUGUAUUUCAAUUAAAUAAUUGGAAACUAUGUUUUCAGUAAGCCAACCAGUCUUCAAAAAACUUGGGAGGAGUUCUGAGUUCACCUGUAACACUACUUACUCCUACCAGCUGUGACAGUCACCCGUCAGUCUUUUCAGACACAGUCGCAGCAUUGAAGCAAGCCGUUACUAGAGGUAGGUUCAGCUAAGGAAGGCGCACUUUUUUUUUAUGAUUACUGUUUGUGUGCUGCAUAAUACCACUUCACAGGAAUAUAGCGAUGUCACACAGGUGGAAGUGGUAAACAUCUGAAUGCAAGUAUUUGUCAACUAUUCACACUUCCACACACCCCCCACAGGAAAAUAGUAACUGUAUUCCGCUGGGAGUUAGCAUUUUCAGCAGUAUCCUGUUAACAACGCCUCAGCAGAGCACUACUUCAGAUUCCUCACUGGGUAAUAUUGCUGAGGUUAAGCUUCGGUCUCGUUUCCUUGUUAGAGGGACCAGUAGUGAAUUUGCUGGUAUGGAGGCAAGUUUGGUUCAGCUUCCUGAAGUGAAUCUUUGUGUAAGUACUGUUGGCUGUCAAAUUAUUACCCCAUUGCUGUUAACUACAUAGAACAGGCUGCAUGUAUUUUGCUGGAAAAAAACCCACGAUUACUGGCAGAAGCUGAACCUGCAGAAACAAUGUUUUACUGCAAAUCUGUACUAGUAUGGAGCACCUUAAUUUCAGAAAGGAAACUACCACAAGUACUCCUUCUCCUUACCUGCCGAGUCUUUUUCUUGAGACCUAUUUUCAGCUUGUUCAAAAUAAGGUGCCCUUUCACCCUUAGAGUGAGGAAGUGGACUUCUGGGCAAAAUUUCAGCAUCCUGAAAAGGGUAUCAGAAAUCUGAUCUUGAGCUCUGGACAUACAGGUCCUGGCAGAUUACAAACGUAAUCCUUCUGGCAUUUUUCAUCUUCAUUGCGUUGUUUUGGUAGAUCUGUUCACAACAAGAGGCUCAGCUACAUCUUGGCCAUUUCUUUGUAUUUUCGGCAUUUUGCAGCAGGGGAAGUUCAGAGUUGCUGAGGCUGUUUCUAGGGCUGCCCACCUGCAAUCACUGAGCACGCCGCUUCAAAAGCACAGCAGUGACAUGGUUUUCCACUUCUGCACAGGGAUGCUGAAAGGUUCUUCAUCAGUAUCCCUCAAGAAAACCCCCUGCCCUAACUGCAGAAGACAAAAGUAAACUUACAGCUUUGCAAGCGACCUUCUGAACUCCCUCUAACUUGGCUUGCUGGACAAAUCUCCAAAGCAGAGACACGCUGGCUGCUUUUAGAGGCUUGCAGUUGUUCUGGGAAAAAGGGUGUUUGACUCGCCCAGGGAUGAAGGUUUCUUAAGCGCAACAUUAAGUGGCCUCUUUCUCCUUCCAGAAAUUCUUCUGUUUUGAAUGAUAAUA